AUGCCCCGCGCACCAAAAUCCACGCGCAACACCCCCGGUCUACCCUCGACGACCUUCGUCCUCGACAACGGCGGCUACACCAUCAAGGCUGGCUUCGCACCUUCCGAUCCCGUGUUGGACACGGAAGCCUUGUCGAGAUGUCAUAUCAUCCCAAACUCCAUCGUCCGCAGCCGUGACAGAAAAGUCUACGUCGGUUCGCAGUCUGAGGAAAUCACACAAUGGAGCGAGGCCUUGUUUCGCCGACCGGUCGAGAACGGCCAAGUCGUGAGCUGGGAGGCGCAGAAAGAGAUAUGGGACCAAUCUUUCUUCGAUGAACGGAUUGCUAAGAAGGACCUGCUGGUGAAGAGUCCCGAGGAGACCACCCUGAUCUUCACCGAACCACCUAAUACUAUGCCUGCUUUCCAGAAGAAUGCAGACGAGAUCAUUAUGGAAGAAUGGGGUUUUGGAGGCUAUUCUAGGGUUAUUGGGCCGUCACUUAAUGCCUACAACGAUCUCCAUCCACUCUUCGAGGGCACAUCCUACACAAAGUCAAGCAGCGAUCCCAUGGCAGAUCUGCCGAUGGAAUGCGUUCUUGUGAUCGACAGCGGCUACAGCCAUACCACCAUCACCCCGCUUUUCAACGGCCGGCCUCUGCACCGAGCUGUCCGUCGACUUGAUUUUGGGGGCAAGCAUCUCACGAAUCUGUUGAAAGAAGUCAUCUCCGUUCGCCACUUCGACUUGCAUCAAGACACCAAGAUCGUCAAUGACAUCAAGGAGGACGUCUGUUUCGUCAGCAAUGCUUUCCGAAGGGACCUGGAGAAGACUUGGAAGGGAAACAAAACGAGGCAGAAAUCGGUGUCCUCAAAACCCAAGGAUUCGGACAGUACUAUCGACACCGAACAAGUAGUCACUUCGGAAGAUGAGGAAAUUCGAGUAGAUUACAUCCUCCCUGAUGGCAUCCGCCUUCUUCGAGGAUUUAGCCGUCCUCACGAUCCCACUCCCGCCGCUGCGCGCAAGCGCAAACAGGCCGGCCUUUCCUCGGAACCAGAUGCAGAAAUCUCAAUGACAUUGGGAAAUGAACGCUUCUCCAUCCCAGAAAUCAUCUUCUCACCGGGCGACAUAGGCUCGAAACAGCCUGGGUUGCCCGAUAUUGUGAUGCAGUCACUCAGUGUCCUCCCGCCGCUUUUGCAGGCCACCAUGCUCAGCAACGUUCUGUUAGUUGGCGGGAAUGCGCAAAUUCCCGGCUUUGUGGAGAGAGUCGAAGCUGAGCUACGCAUGAGGGUGAAGAGUGAUUGGAUGGUUCGGGUCCGCAAGAUGGCGGAUCCCGUCACAUCGACUUGGCUUGGUGGCGCGAGGUUGGCGAGUGGAUUUCCCAGGACUGUCAGGGAAUAUGGUGUGACGAGGGAGGAGUAUCUCGAACAUGGGAGUGCGUGGGUUGCAAGGCGCUUUGUGAGUGGCGGGAGUGGGAAAGGGCCUUGA
This is a messenger RNA of Fonsecaea multimorphosa CBS 102226, 1458 nucleotides long. RefSeq lists its product as uncharacterized. Gene Ontology annotation, cellular component: Swr1 complex. The transcript has 2 exons. The record is from RefSeq and is a predicted model, not a curated record. Lineage: Eukaryota; Fungi; Ascomycota; Eurotiomycetes; Chaetothyriales; Herpotrichiellaceae. Gene Ontology annotation, molecular function: nucleosome binding. The coding region runs from base 1 to 1458 and encodes 485 amino acids.